This is a messenger RNA of Ictalurus furcatus (blue catfish), 3267 nucleotides long. RefSeq names its product UBX domain protein 4 (gene ubxn4). Bases 86 to 1621 code for a protein of 511 amino acids. The transcript has 13 exons. NCBI's taxonomy places the organism in Eukaryota, Metazoa, Chordata, Actinopteri, Siluriformes, Ictaluridae. Gene Ontology annotation, molecular function: protein binding. The record is from RefSeq and is a predicted model, not a curated record.
ACAGGUUUCUAGUUGAUCUGACAGCAUAGAUGCAAACCUACAACUGUCAUACAGAAAGUGUCCAAAGCGGCUAAUUGAGGGAAAGAUGCGCUGGUUUGAGGGCUCCAUCCCGGCAGCCAUUGCCACCUCCAAGCAGCACGGCUCUAUUUUUGUCGUCGUCAUUGCAGGAGACGAUGAGCAGUCCAGGCAGAUGCUGUCCAGCUGGGAGGACGAGCAGGUAUCCGAGCUCACCAACAACUGCUUCGUCGCCAUUAAAGUGGACGCUAAAAGCGAGACGUGUGUCCAGUUUUCACAGAUCUAUCCCGUAGUGUGCAUUCCAUCCAGCUUCUUCAUAGGAGACAACGGAAUUCCCCUGGAGAUCAUCGCCGGUGGCGUCUCUGCAGAGGAGCUGACCAGCAGGAUAAGCAAAGUCAAGCAGACACACGCUCAGCAGCCAGCCGCUCCGCCUCAGCCAAACCCAGAGACAUCUACCCAGGCUGGAAGUCCCUCUGCUUCUUUAAACUCGGAUAUCGUAACAGGAAGCUCCUCCACCGCUGCUGCUGCGUCUAAAGAAUCUCUGUCCACGCCCAUGGAAGAAGCAGGGGCUUCCGGUCACGUGACUCCAGGGGACGAUAGAAGCCAGUCGUCAGAUGACACGUCACAGGCGUCUCAGGCAGAGGAGAACUUGGAUGCCAAGGUCGAGAGGUUAACAAAGAAACUGGAAGAAAGGCGAGAUCAGAAACGGAAGGGAGAAGAGGAGGAUGAGAUAAAGAAGGAGAAGGAGCGGCGAAAGGUGGGCAAGGAUAUGCUGGACUUCAAGCGGAAGCAGGAAGAGGAGAAAACGAAGCGCCUGCUGGAUGAGAGAAACCGAGAGAAGGCCGAGGAGAAGGCGGCCAGAGAGAGGGUCAAACAGCAGAUCGCCCAGGACCGUGCAGAGCGGGCAGCCCGCUACGCUAAAACCCAGGAGGAGGCAGACGCGGCCAGAGUAGCAGCACUACAAGCCAAACAGGCCGAGCAGGAGAUGAAGAAAGAGGCCGCGCAGAGAGAGAGAAGUGCGAUUGCCCGGAUACAGUUCCGCCUGCCUGACGGUUCCUCCCUGACCAAUCAGUUUCCCUCGGAGACGACGCUGCAGGAGGCCAGGCAGUUUGCAGCUCAGGAGGUGGGCAACAGGUUCGGGCACUUCUCUCUGGCCACAAUGUUCCCGAGGCGCGAGUUCACAGCUGAAGAUCUGGAGAAGACAUUGCUGGAACUCGAGCUCGCACCCAGCGCCUCCAUCGUCCUGCUGCCGCAGUCAGGAAGGCCCGCCAACACCGUCGUCCAGUCCUCUAGCACAGGUGGCAUCUGGGGUUUGCUGGGCACCGUCCUGUACCCUCUGCUGGCAGUGUGGAGGUUCCUGAGCGGCUUCAUCUUCAGCAGCCCUCCUCCCGGAGCCGCAGCAGCUCCCCGUAACCAGCCCCAGCGCCCUUCGAACUCCUCAAACGCCAACUCCGGAGAGCCAAAGAGAGAAACGAUCCGCAAGCGGGUCCUCGAGAAGCGACCAGAAGACUUUAAAAAAGACGGUAAAAUCUACCGGCUAAGGACCCAAGAGGACAGCGAAGACGACAACAACACUUGGAACGGCAACUCCACCCAGCAAAUGUAGUGCAAUAACACCACUUUAUCUCUCUCUCUCUCUCUCUCUCUUUUUUUUUUUCUUUUUGCCCAGUCGUCUCCUGUCUUCUCACUCUCUUGACUCGGUGCGACUUUGCGCGUGUCUUACGGCGGAUUAUAAACUGAUUUACGGCUUAUGAUUUUCAUUCUUUCCCUCCCUCCCGAUCCGACCUUCCACCUCUCUCUUGCAUGGGUAGAUAAAAACCGAGUUAAUCUCUCGUGUAAGCUUAAACAGACAUCCACUGUGUGCAGAUUUCUUGAUUUUUAUGUUUUUCUUUCCAUUUGCUUUCCAGCAGUAUUUUUUACAGUAACACUUUGCGUGCUAAACAGGCUGAAAAAUUAGGAGGCUUGGAAGCUUGAAUCCUGCUGCUUUUUUAAUGAAACUGUAACCUGUACGACACAAAAGGUUUCCAGCAAAACUGUGUGAUUUUGAUUUUGAGGAAAUAGGGUCUCGGCAACCAGUGUGUUUUAUACGGAAGCUUGGACCUCUUGGCAGCAGAAUGUUUCUACUAGUUGAAAGUUGAAGUCACUUUAACACUGUCAUUUAACAAAACAAUAAAGAUUUUUUUUUCGAUUAAAUCUUUGAUCCACUUUAAUGUUUUCCUUUUUCUUUCUUUCUUUUUUUUUUUUUUUUUUAAAGCAAACAAAUAUAAGGAACUACAAUUAAGUUCACAGAAUUCUCCCUGUACGUGAAAUUCAUUCUAUCAGCCAAGAUAUGUUGACGUAUUUAGUGUUCUGCUGAAAUUUCAAGAAAAGUACGUGAAGUUUAUAGCUACCAGUUUAAAUGAGAUGAUCAUACACACUCGCCUCACAUUGAACCAAGUUGUUCGGGAAUCUCAAUUCGACUUCCUUUAGGAGUUUUCGGGCAUCUAUACUAAUAGACAAAAGCAUGUUGCGUCAUCCUCGUAGACUCUUCAGAUUUCUCAAGUUUUAAAGUGGGGAAUUUAAGAAUUUGAAUCAAACAUAAGACAGGAUUCAGAUGAUGAUAAAAGUUUCAUUUCUACCGUAUUUGCUGCUUUGAUUUAAAUCUGCUGCAAGUAUUUGAAGCUCGCAGCGUUACGUUUGCAUUACUUUCAGAAUUAGCCUCAGUGUAAAAAUUCAUCUUGGCUGAUUUACUAUAUUUAUGGUAAAGGGAAAAUUGUGUCCUUUUUUUUUGCGCUCUGCUUUUAUGUUAAAAGAUUAACUAAACCUUUUUAGGUGGAUCAGAUAGAAUAAUUUUACACUGCAACACUUCCUGCUUAACCACCAAUUUUAAUCGCAAUCCUGCCUGAACUGGAUUCAAUCUUAAAUUAAGCAAUUUUGAAAUUUUAAUUAGCAAAAGCUGGAAAAAAAAACACACACACAUAAAAGGAUGAAAUAUAAGGUAAAUUGUGCCUAUGCAUAUAAUAGAAAUUUGCAUACCUGUGAGAAAAUUACAUUUAGGAAUGUGUGCUGCAUCAUUUGGCUUUUUAUUCAACACUUUAUGAUUUUAAUUUUUUUUUUUUGCAGUUGCAAUGUGCUACCAGUAGAUGGUACUCAUUGUAGAAGCAAAUUCUUUGCUAUAAACCUUUUGCCGUAUUUAUGCAUCAGCCUUAUUUUUAGGUUGUUUAUCAAAUUUUCCUGUGCAAGUGUAUCUCUACAAUAAACGAAAUAGUCUAG